Paramuricea clavata is the source of this 528-nucleotide messenger RNA. NCBI's taxonomy places the organism in Eukaryota, Metazoa, Cnidaria, Anthozoa, Malacalcyonacea, Plexauridae. The record is from the annotation of a GenBank genome assembly.
AUGAGCAUCUUACUCGGAUACGACUAUUUCGAUACAGCGGCAGAAGAUAUAAACACCUUAAAACAAAAAUUAACAGUAGUUCAAAAGGGACAACAGGAAAACACAGCAGCAAUAGUUGCACAUACCAAUGACAUUAAAAAACUAAACAGUCUCGGACAACAUUCGGAACAAUACAACUUUACUCAAAUACCUGGAUAUUCUCCCGGGGUUUUACAAACUCCCAUUAUUUCCGACUUAGACAGAAAAAACGCAAAAUUCACCAGGUUAAACAUCAGCGACGGGAAGAAUACGGCAACAUCCUCCUCCCUGUACGGGUUUUACGUGGGUAGUGCAGGAACCAUUGUUGUUUUUACACGCGAUCAAAGCAGUAGAAUCAUCCAAGCUUCAUUCACAUUUUUCGUUCCUGGUGAUACUACAAAGUCUAAAGUACAAAUUUUCGGUAUGAAAUCCAGGGACAUAGACUCUGCUGGAAAUGUAACCAACAAAACAAAAACUACCAACAUAAAUUACUCGCUUCUGACAACAUAA